UUCAUUAUUACAAAUUGCUUCAAUCAACAUCAAACUAAUUCAGUUAUUUUUUUUUUUAAUUAUUUUGGCAAAACAAAAUUUCCAACGUUUCUUAAUUUUAACAAUAAAGAACACCAUAUAUUUUGUAUAAUUUUCUUCGUUUUUUUUUGUAAAAUAGAGAUAGAAGAGAUAGAAGUUAUUUAAAAAAACCAUGAACUGUUCAGCUUGUGGAGUAAAUAAAAUUGGUCCCGAAAUUGAUCCUUUUGGUGGCUAUUUCUGUAGCAAUUCACAUCUUCAGUGCAAUGAAUGUAAUGCCUCAAAGAAUGGUCAUUGUGGUCUUUGCCGUGCCAGUACAAAAUUUAUACGAAUGAAUUUCAAUUCACCCAAAUCCUCAGGUGAACAGCCAUUACAAUCGACACCACAUUCAAGUUUAUUUUCUAAGGAUCAACCCAUAUGUACAGCUUUCUCAAAUCAAAUGUUUGAAGAAAUCGAGACACAAUCUAGACUAUCCAAGGAACAUUUAAGUAUGAAAGAUUCUAGGGAAUCCAUUGGCAGGAAAUCAAAUGAAACCGGUGCCAUUGUCAGUGUAAGUGAUGUGUUGACAAUAGAAAAACAUUGUGACGAACAUCUGAAUAUCAUGGAAACUUUAUUUAUUGGUAAAACAUCAGCAGAUAAUUCGGCCUCCUUCAUUGAUAAUCCAGUUCAUCAAGAUGUCGGAACAAGUUUAAAUGUUGGCGGGAUUUCAAAAGUUGAAAAUGAAAAAUCAUUUAAUUAUUGCCCCAAGGAAUUAGAGGAUAUGAAAAAAGAAAAUGUGUUUUUAUUUGAUAAGGAUCCCAAUGAUUCCUAUUAUAUACGUACAUCUGAAAUACGUUUUUUGGAUUCAACUGAUAGUUUUCAAAAUGUAUAUACCAAAACAGAACCCGAGGAUCUGGCGUGCCCAUCAAGUAACAAUGAACAACAGUGGAAUUCCCUAUCGGUAAAAGUUCUACGUGAUUUUGAAACUCAAAACUCUGCGGAUAGAACAGAAGUUGUUAAGAGUUAUUUAGAGAAUUGUAGUCCAACGACAUUUUAUCACUCGCCCGUCUACAAUUGUCAGCAUUCUCACUGUGACCUUGGAUGGCGAACAAGAAAGUCAAAAAUGGAAAUGACCAUGAAAACCGUUAGUGUUUCGACCGAUUCAGAUCCAAGUCUUAAAUCUAUCUGCUUAGAUAUAACCAAUGAGAAAUUGACCACCAAAUUUAAAUCUCAUGAUUAUUUAAUUAUGCAAACAGCGGGAAUUUCCCCUCAUGUGCAAUGUUCUGCUAUUGAACCCUUAGAUAAAGAUGUUAAACCCAGUAUGGACAUUCGUAUGCAGAAAAUUUUGAAGACCUUUAAAGAGGAUCCGAAACAAACAAAAUUUAGCGAAAAGUCAAAUGUAAUUAAACUUCCUACACAAGUUCCAGCGAAACAACCGCAGGAGAGAGAACAUAACGAGAUACGAAAUUUAAAAAAUGAAGACAAAAGCUCUGUUUUAAUUAAUAGAUUAUUAAACACACAUCGGGCAUUUUAUAAUCCUUCAAAUUCACAAAUAUCUCCGGUAAAUAAUUUACAUCUGCUGCGACAACAUCAACCUGAACAACAAGAACCUCCUUUGCCACAGUUUCAAAUAGUGCCCUGUUCUAACGCUUUGGCCAAAGAACUUCUUCUAAAUCAAAAGAAGCUUUUAAGUUUUAAACCGGUUCCCGCCUGUGUGUUGAACAUACCCCGCUCACCCAUACAAUGCCCUGAAUCUACUUGCCAGCGCAUGAUAUUUGUAUCGAAUUUCAAUAAACAUUUGGUUGUUGACCACAGCCACCUGCCCAUGGAACGCAUUACUCCUUACCAGUGCAAAAAUUUCUUUCUGGAUGCACGUUUGGCCCACUGCGGCACUAGUAAAUGCCACCUGUUGUAUUUAAUGCGUGAUAAAAUUACCGAUUUGGGAAGCAGUGAAUAUAAAGAUUUUCUUCCCAUCCUGGUCAUGACCACUCGCAUUUCCCUCAAUGAGUUGUGUGGCCUAAGAGAUCAAACAUCAGCCUUGGAGUUUUUCCUUAUUUGGGUAACUGGUAUUGCGCCCGAAGAAUUUCCCACAUCGGUGUCAUUAACCGUUUGGUCCAGAUCUGGCAGAGUACCUUCGUGUCAUGUUGUCUACUCGGGACAAAUGUACUCCAUACGAAAAUCCCAGCGUGCUUUAGAUGUUUGGCAAAGUGGUCGUAUGCUUUUAUUGUCGGCCCAUGAAAUUGAUACUCUGACUUGUAAUGGCAAGGAAAUGCUGAAUUUACAAUUACGCGUUCACUGAAAAAGGCAUGGGAAUAAUAUAAUUUAAGAACAAAUUGAAUGUUUUGGAGUUACGUGUCUUGUUAAUGGGUUCAUUAAUAUGUACAUAUAUCCUUACAAAUAUAUUUUUUAAUUAGUUUAUUUUAAAAAUUUCUUAUAUAAAACUAAAUAGAUUAUUGAUCUUUCAGAUUAGAAAUUAACAAAUUAUACUUUUUUAAACCGUAACCUCAUUUCUAGAAUUAUAUAUGAAUAAUAUUUUAUUCGAGAUGUUUAUAAUCC
Molecule: messenger RNA, 2550 nt
Organism: Calliphora vicina (urban bluebottle blowfly)
Lineage: Eukaryota; Metazoa; Arthropoda; Insecta; Diptera; Calliphoridae
Exons: 2
Coding region: 191-2293 (700 amino acids)
Source: RefSeq, a predicted model, not a curated record